CGCAUUCCUCAGGUAGCACUAGCCCCGUCGCAAUGAUUCAUUUCAGGGGCGAAUAGAAAAUAAACAGUGGCUGACAACAGCCGGGAUUUAAAACGUAAUACUUCUUGUUGCUGACUGAACCGCACAGCUGACAGUCCGCCGUGUGUUGGAGGUUGUGAAACGUCUGACUCGGAUCCGCAGCGGAAAUCUCCUGUCCUACUUUUUGACGGAGUGUAGGCUACCUACAGCCAGGUGGAGUAGGAACACAUAGACAGAAGAUAACUGAUGACUGAGCAACUUUUCUCUUUUCCUGGGCUUUGUGUCGGUGAUGGCAGAGCUGAUAAGAAGGUGUAGUAAUUUCUUCCUGUACGAUGGAUCAAAGGUCACAGGAGAGGGCGACCCCACGAGAGAGGGAAUCUGCUACUUCUAUCCUGAAGAGACACCCAUAGACAAGCAGGAGCUGCUCUGUGGACAGCUCGCCGGCGUGGGCCGCUGUGUCUCUGAGCUGUCCUCCUCUCCCGUACGCAUACUGAGGCUGCGCCGCAACAAGUAUGCCAUCCACAUGAAAGAUGACUUCUUCUGGGCUCUGGGCUGCUCAGUGGAAGUUCCCACCGUCAGUGUCUGCGAGCUCCUGGAUCAGCUAAUAAAACUUUUCUGUUUCUACAACGGCUCUAUCCGACAGAGCUACCAGCUGAACAGUCGAGAAACUCUGGCUGCUCGAUGGGCGCGGUAUCUCUCACACCUGCAGUCAGGAUCCUCAGAGCUUCAUCACAUCUUCAGCUGUUUGAGGACCAUUGACUCGACCAAUGUUGACCCACUUCUGCUGCUCAAAGCUGCCCUCAUUCUUCAGGCCUGUCAGCGCUGCCCUCUAGUGUUAGCAGGCUGUAUUCUGUUCAGAGGAAGAGUUGUAAGCACACAGAUGUCUCCAGAGCUCACAAUGAAAGUCAUGGUUCAUGAGAGUGAAACGUACACAAAGGCCCAGAAGCCCAAUGGACUGAGCUCCACCAGCUCCUCCAGCGCUGCUGUCUGCUCCACUACAGUGUUUCUGACCAUGUCUGAACUCCAGUACCUGCAGUCUCCCCCUGUCGACAAAGACUUGAGGUCCCAUUCUACUCCACACAAGGACGGUCCCCUAAAGAAGACCCGCCUGUCAAGAACUUUAUCUGACAUGGCCUCCACUGAGUCCGAUUCAUCUGAUCCGGGUCCCUCCCAGUCCCCCCAGAAGAUGUCCUUCAGCCCUUGCUUGUCAGAAUCAGAUAACUCUCUGUUUAGCCCAGCUCCUUCACAGAGCGCUGCUGAUCCACUCCACCCCCCACCGCAGUCCCCCGAGCCUCCUUUCUCAAAUGGAAAACACUCCCACGAAGCUGAGGAGGAAGCGCUGGAGCAAUCGUAUUAUCAGAGUUUUCACAGCAACGGAGAUGGAGACAGCCAGAUACAUAACAAAGGAGACGACUCUGUGUUUGAAGGAAACUCCCAUUUCAAUGGAGGUGGAAGAGAGGGAGACACAGCUUGUGGGACGGUGUUUGACUUCCGAGGGGGCGAGUCAGGCAAUGAGGAGUCACAUGACGAUAAGGAGUUGGUGGGAGAUAGCGGGAGAGCACAAGGUCAGACGGCGGAGGUGGGAGAUCCUCCUCCUUGCUAUGGUGCUUUCGACAACCCAGAGGAGAGUCCGCUGAUCCCCAUGACGCUUUACCUGCACCGGGUGAAAGGCUUGGUGCUGGCCCUGCUGGUGGAGCCUCACUUCCUGAGUGACACAGCUUCAAUGGAGGAAGUGUAUCACAGCAGCCUGGCGUCACUCAAUGGACUGGAGGCCCAUCUGAGGACCAUCUCUCCAGGGGCCCCUGGCGCUCAAGGACCCUACAUCUUUGCCCAUUUUGACUGCAUCCAGAGCACGCUGACAACCAACCUGUCUGGUCGACCAGGGGGAGCCCCGGAGCAUCCUUUUGUCAGAGCCACAUCACUUCUUCACUUGCAUUUCUGUAACACUGAAACUCUGCAGGAGGCUAUUAUCAGGAGUGCCGGUGCUGCUGUGUAUGGAACCCGCAGCGUGGCCCAGGAGACUUACUUCCAGCAGCACGGGGGUUCACUGAGGAACUCGGGCAUCCCUAACCACCAGGACAGCGCGUUCUCGCUGCCCAGCAAGGCCCGACACAGACUGCUGAAGCACGGGGUUAACCUGCUCUGACGUGAUGGAGCAGGUUUGCAAAUUAUUUAAUGAAGUUGAACUUGUCCUGUGAAUAACUUUAAAACCAACACAGAAUAAUAUAACGUUAUUUCUUUUCUAUUUGUAUCAUUACUAUGAAUUUGCUAUGAAAAUGAGUUCUUCCAUCAAGGCUUAUGUUAGUUAUGUUUACAGUGAAGUUUUAGUCAUAGUUCGAGUUACUUUCAUGUUUGUUAGAGAAUAGUUAAUCUCUGUUCGGCUGAAACACGACACCUUUUGUCUCGACUACAAUUUUUAAGCUUCCGGACUUUACACUUUACCCAUAUUCUCCGUUCAGUCAUAUCAACAAUGCAGUAAAUGUAAUAAUUCCUUAUAUUUGUAUUUAUUCUUUUAAAAAAGAAAUUUGGACUAAAAUGUAAUCUUUAUACUGUUUAACUUGCAUUUAAUUAUUCUUUUCCCUGCUGCACAUGCUGCAAAAUUUGUUACGUACAUUUCUAAAAUAAUCUGAAACAGCUUUUAUAUAAGUUUCUAUUUAUAUCAAAUCAACUCUUUGGAAACAAGAAAGUGUUAUUUAAAUAUGCACCUAUUAGAUCUACUGUGUUUGAAUUGGAAGAGUUUUUUUUUUUUUUUUUCUGGAAGAGAUUCACUGUGCUGCGUUAUUAGUGGACAUUAAAUGAAAACAUGAUCUUAA
Messenger RNA from Seriola dumerili (greater amberjack), 2831 nucleotides. It is a transcript of the gene hps4, whose product is annotated as HPS4, biogenesis of lysosomal organelles complex 3 subunit 2. NCBI's taxonomy places the organism in Eukaryota, Metazoa, Chordata, Actinopteri, Carangiformes, Carangidae. The transcript is spliced from 12 exons. The record is from RefSeq and is a predicted model, not a curated record. Bases 308 to 2164 code for a protein of 618 amino acids. Gene Ontology annotation, biological process: vesicle-mediated transport.